Pichia kudriavzevii is the source of this 1461-nucleotide messenger RNA. RefSeq lists its product as uncharacterized. Gene Ontology annotation, molecular function: zinc ion binding; metallocarboxypeptidase activity. Lineage: Eukaryota; Fungi; Ascomycota; Pichiomycetes; Pichiales; Pichiaceae. The transcript has a single exon. The record is from RefSeq and is a predicted model, not a curated record. The coding region runs from base 1 to 1461 and encodes 486 amino acids. Gene Ontology annotation, biological process: proteolysis.
AUGAGAUUCUCCAACCUUCUCACACUCUUCUCCCUAAGCGGCCCGCAGUCUCCUCUAUCCAACAACGGCAACACCUACAACCACAUCUCGAGCUUUAUUCAGGAAAUCGAAACAUUUGAAUCCACCAAGUUCACCGCAAGUCCCGCAAACAAUGACUCCCUCUACUGGUUGAAAACCCCUACAGAACCACCAAUCUCUUUGUCCCAAUAUGAAUUCCAAUACGUUCUCAGACUAUCUGACUGGAAUGACCAGCCGGAUUUCCUUCUCACAGCCAUGGAGUACGCAAAGGCCUUGAAUACGUCCAUUUGGGCAACGUCACUAUCCAACAACUUCAUCGACAUCCAACUCUCAAAGGACCAGGGUGUCCAGUUGCUUUCCUUGCUUUCCGAAUAUUCGUUCAAGUCGAAAAUCUCCAUCAUCGAUCUCCCUCAAACUAUCUUUGAAACAUACCCUCAAUCAAGCCUUGUUGAUGACUCUCAUUCGGAUUUCGGCACAAACACAGAAUUGUUCUUUAAAACCUACCGGGACUUGGAUUCCAUUUAUUCCUGGUACGAGUUGUUGGUUGCAACUUAUCCAGAGAUCUUGAAGUUAGAAUACAUAGGUAAUACCUUCGAGGGUAGACCAAUGAUAGCAUUGAGAUUAUCCACUCAUUCAAAUUUGGAUCCUAGCGACUCCAUCAAAACUGUAGUUAUAACAGGCGGUAUCCAUUCUCGUGAGUGGAUCUCAGUUUCAACCUCUUGCUACAUCCUGUACUCUCUAUUGAAAGAUUAUGAUAACGGGUCUCCUCUAGUACGUGAAUAUUUGAACAAUUUGGAUUUCUUGUUCUUACCUCUAAUGAACCCCGAUGGAUAUGCGUUCACUUGGAAGAGUGAACGUCUUUGGAGGAAAAAUAAACAGCAAACAUACAAUCCAAGAUGUCGUGGUAUAGACAUUGACCAUUCGUUCGACUUCCAUUUCACCUCGGACUUGGAAUCACCCUGCAGUGACGACUAUUCCGGUAACGCUCCAUUUGAAGCUCUAGAGAGCUUGAACUGGGACCGUUACUUGAACGAAACCAAGCACUCCCAUCCAAUCUAUGCUUACAUUGACUUACACUCCUACGCGCAGGAGGUAUUGUAUCCUUAUGCCUAUUCUUGUGACAUUCUACCCCGUGAUGAGGAAAACUUAUUGGAACUAGCCUAUGGUUUAUCGCAAGCUAUCAGAUUGAAAUCGGGUAAAUACUAUAAUGUUCUAAAGGCUUGUCAAGACAAGGGUGCUGACUUUUUGCCGAAUAUGGGGGCAGGUUCUGCCUUGGAUUACAUGUACCACAAUAAAGCGUACUGGGCCUUUAUUCUAAAAUUGAGAGAUUCAGGCACUCAUGGCUUCUUAUUGCCUCCAAAGUACAUUGUUCCUACAGGUGAGGAGAUCUACUCUUCCAUUAAGUACUUUGCCUCCUUCCUAUUGAAGGAUGACGGCAAUUGA